AUGGCAUUUCAUAGAAGUGCUGAUAAGAAAAAUAGGGAGGCAGGCCUCGCAGUUCCCGGUGAUUUAGCCCCUGCUAUCCCAGGAAUCCAUCCUCACCUUUAUCGAAGUCCUGCAAUGGGACAAAGCAUUCUUGGAUCAGAUGAGAAAGGGAAUGCAAAGUCAACUAUGCAGGAGUGGUACCUUGAAGGUCUUGCCGGCAUGUGUACAGAAGUGUUCCAGUUUGAUGAGUCAUCUUCUGCUAGAGAUAUAUCUAUGGAAGAAAGGCAGAAUGGCACACGCCUCCACAGAAAUAUAAGGAUCCUCAAUGGCCCUCAAGUUUCCCUUUCUAGACCCUCUCACAGGAACAAAUGGAAAGCAAGAGAACUUCAGCAAGAACAAGUCACUUUCUUCCAUGGUAGUAUAUGUUCUGGUUGA
Molecule: messenger RNA, 414 nt
Organism: Solanum tuberosum (potato)
Lineage: Eukaryota; Viridiplantae; Streptophyta; Magnoliopsida; Solanales; Solanaceae
Product: bZIP transcription factor 17-like
Exons: 2
Coding region: 1-414 (137 amino acids)
Source: RefSeq, a predicted model, not a curated record